AUGACAGGUCACAACUAUUUGUUUGCGAGCGACGAGGACGACCAGUCCAGCAUUCGCUAUGUGCGUGUCUCCAAGAUCCAGUCGAGCGGAAAGCCGCCAGCACCACUCACGAUAACCGCACAGAUCGCGGGACAGGAGUUAUCUAUGGAAGUAGACACGGGCGCUGGUGUCUCUGUUUUACCAGCCGCAACAUACGUGCACUUGUUCUCCGAACACUCGCUUCUCCCAGCAAAACUGGUGCUGCAAGCCUACAACGGUGAAUCGCUUCGAUCGCAAGGCGUGCUGCGCUUGCCUGUCACCAUCAACGGUCAGCAAGCGGAGGCUGAGCUGUACGUGGUCGACUGCGAGGGCCCAGCAUUGCUAGGACGCACAUGGCUCCAGCAAUUUCGCCUCAACUGGACGGAGUUGGCGGCUAUCAGGAAUGUGAAAUCCUCACUCCAGGAGUUACAACGUGAAUUUGCAGCGGUAUUCAAUGAUGAACAAGGAUUGUUCAUGGGGGCGAGAGCCAAGCUCACGCUGAAGUCUGAUGCGACUCCAAAGUUUGUCAAGGCACGAUCAGUGCCUAUGGCGCUGAAACCCAAGGUUGAAGCAGAGAUACGUCGCAUGGAGGCUGCCGGAAUCCUCACUCCGGUGGAGUGGAGCGAAUGGGCAACACCUGUGGUACCUGUUCUGAAGCCAAACGGCCAGGUCAGGCUAUGUGGAGACUUCAAGGUGACGGUGAAUCCCCAGCUCCACAUCGACCAACACCCGUUGCCGCUCAUCGAGGAGAUCUUUGCCUCACUCUCCGGAGGGCUAGAGUUUACAAAACUCGAUCUGAAGGCAGCGUACACGCAGAUGGAGGUGGACGACGAGUCGAAGCCCCUGCUUACGCUCAACACCCAUCUGGGUCUGUUUCGACUCAACCGUCUCCCAUACGGGAUUGCGUCUGCUCCCGCGCUAUGGCAACGAGCCAUGGAUUCUCUGCUACGAGACCUGCCAGGCGUUAAGUGCAUGAUCGAUGACAUCAUCGUCACUGGCCGCACACCGGAGGAACACCUCAACACGCUGAUGAAGGUGCUCCAACGUCUCGCUGAUGCGGGCCUCAAGCUCAACCUGGCCAAAUGCCACUUCUUUCAGCUGAAAGUGGAAUAUUGCGGCCACGCCAUCAGCGCACAGGGCCUGCACACGAUGCCGAGCAAGGUUGAUGCAAUUUGUGAUGCUCCACCGCCGGAGAAUGUGCCGCAAGUACGCAGUUUUCUGGGGCUCAUCACCUACUAUCAACGCUUCAUUCCGAAGAUGUCAACUAUUCUGAGUCCACUAACAGCGCUGCUGCAAAAAGGAGCGGCAUUCGAAUGGACAGAUGAGUGCCGACAAGCCUUCCAAGAGGUCAAGCAGGUGCUGUCAUCCCAACAGGUGCUCACACACUAUGACCCGACACUGCCCGUCCGUCUCGCAAGUGAUGCGUCACCAUACGGGGUCGGAGCGGUCUUGUCGCACAUUCUGCCAUCUGGAGAAGAGCGACCGAUCGCAUAUGCCUCUCGAAAGCUCUCGAAAGCGGAACAGGCAUACUCACAGAUCGACCGUGAAGCGCUCGCAAUAGUGUGGAGUGUGAAACGCUUCCACAACUACCUGUACGGCCGGCAUUUUGAGCUGCUCACGGACCACCAGCCGUUGGUAUCAAUCUUCCACCCGAGGAAAGGCCUGCCUGCUAUGACCGUAGCACGUCUUCAACGCUAUGCGAUGUUCCUGGCCGGACAUGACUACACGAUCAUGUACCACCAAACAGACAAGCAUUGCAACGCCGGCGGAUUGUCACGCCUGCCAGUAGGAAAUCCUCCGGCACCAGAUACGGCAGAGGAAGCGGUCAACAUGUUCUACAUGGACCAAUGCGAACCACUCCCAGUAACAGCGGAGCAGAUCAAGGAGGCAACAGCCAGCGACCCGCUAUUGCGUGAGGUCCAUCGCUAUGUGCAACAGGGUUGGCCGAAGUCGUGCCCAAGAGCAGAGCUACAGAAGUACUUCCAACGCCGCAACGAGCUUAGCGUUAGCAACGAGUGCUUGCUAUGGGGCAAUCGCGUCAUCAUUUCGCCGGACCACCGGAAAGCUGUCCUGACAGAGCUUCAUGAAGGCCAUCCAGGAAUGGUACGAAUGAAGGCAUUGGCGAGAAGCAUCCUCUGGUGGCCGGGCUUGGACGGCGACAUAGCAGACGCAGUCAAAGCAUGCCUCGGAUGCCAAAGUGUCCAGAGCGAACCUGCUGCAGCACCAGUGCACCGAUGGAGCAUGCCAGACCGCGCGUGGCAGCGCGUCCACGUAGAUUACCUUGGUCCAUUGCGGCAAACGAUGUGGCUCGUCAUUGUCGAUGCCUAUUCAAAAUGGCCCGAAGUCAUUCCGAUGCCUUCCACAACGUCUUUGGCUACCAUCGCGAGUCUCAGGACAGUAUUCGCCAGAUAUGGUUGCCCAGACCUCAUCGUCAGCGACAAUGGUCCACAAUUUGCAUCUGCAGAGUUUGCCGAGUUCCUCGCCUCGAACGGCAUCGCUCACAGACGCUCAGCGCCGUAUCAUCCAGCGACGAACGGCCAAGCUGAAAGGUUCGUCCAGACCUUUAAACGGGCAAUCCAGGCAGUACCACAGUCAACACCUGCACAGAUUGCUGCUGACCGGUUCUUGAUGAGCUACCGCCGAGGAGUCCAUCCGGCUACAAACGCAACGCCUGCGAAGCUGUUUCUAGGCCGUCAGCUACGAUCACGUCUGGAUUUGUUGCGACCGUCAACGGCACAACAGAACGCCAAGACGCCCACCGAAGAGCCUGCUGGCAAGGCAUGA
This is a messenger RNA of Sycon ciliatum, 2802 nucleotides long. RefSeq lists its product as uncharacterized. The transcript has a single exon. Gene Ontology annotation, molecular function: nucleic acid binding. NCBI's taxonomy places the organism in Eukaryota, Metazoa, Porifera, Calcarea, Leucosolenida, Sycettidae. Bases 1 to 2802 code for a protein of 933 amino acids. The record is from RefSeq and is a predicted model, not a curated record. Gene Ontology annotation, biological process: DNA integration.